Symbiodinium natans is the source of this 1694-nucleotide messenger RNA. The record is from the annotation of a GenBank genome assembly. Lineage: Eukaryota; Dinophyceae; Suessiales; Symbiodiniaceae.
AUGCGGAGAAUUCUCAGACACACGGGUCUACUGCAAGCCGAGUACACUGUGGAGGAGGUCACCGAGGCCAGCCGGCGAAUCUACCAGCGCUGGCCAUCGUCGGUGGCGCUGGAGCAGGUUCAACUUGCGGAAGUGCAUCUGGCGAUUUACCCGCGUGGCUUCUUCCACGAGAGGAUGCCUCCUCACAACAUUGAGGCUAUGAAGAACUUGUUCGAAACGGUCGGCAUCAUGGAGACCCAGGUCGACCAUGCCUAUGGUGCGCUGCAGCACAGAGAGGCUCAGCAGGAGCUGCGCAAGAAGACCCUGGACUUCUGCCUGGUCCCCUACUUGGCAUCUUUGGUGGUCCUGGUUGCGAACGAUCCGGAGAACCGCGAGGAGUAUCUGGAGCAGCUGUGCUCGCUUGUCGGUGCUGACCGCCGACCCCACUGGGCUCUCCUGCUGUUGCUCUCUUCCCUGCACUAUGCCGACGAGGUUGCAGAGCUCCUGGUGAGCACGCUGGAGGCCCAUGGAGCUGGCUCGUGUGCUGUGGGCCCUCGCCAUGUGAACCUGGCCCCCGCCGCUGUGGAGAGCAGAGGCGGCCGAGCAGCGCCCUCGAAAGUGCGGGCGACACUUUGGACCGGCCACGUCUUCGCCUUCGACGGACUUGUUGCCAGCUGGGAAGCAGCGACUUCCAUGGGCCUCGAGUGGGAAGGAGCAAUCCUGAACUAUGACCUGGCGACGAGGUGGCCGGCUGCACGAGAGCAAUGCGAGCAGCUUCAGGACCUGCUUGGCCUCAAAAGCCCACUGUGCCGGCGUUCUUCAGUGGAAGACCUGGUGCAACAAUGCACUGAGAAAGGCAUAGGCACGCAGUCUGGGUGCUCGGUACACGAUGUGCGGAGCGCCAUCGACAAGCUCCAUAGGGAGGCGGCGGUUCUACGCGAUGCUGAUCUACUGAUCUGCGGCUAUCCCUACGCAUUGUGCGCCAUCUUCGGCACCUCUCAACAACUGCAGCACCUCCCGAUGCUGGUACUUGUCCACGGAGCUGGGUCCAUGACGGAGUACGCCGACGACUCCCUCACCCCCUGGAUUCUGCAGACUUUCAAGCGCUGGAUGGCUGCGCCCACAAAGACCACCGAUGGGAAGGCCCUUCGGAAAGUCGUCUUCAAUGAUCGCAUGGACGUGGUCGUGGCAAGAGUGGCGUUCGGAGAAGCGUCGCAACCCCAGCUUGUGGAGUUCCCCGCCCGGUACGUGCUACAACUGGCCGGGGGUGUUCAAUGUCAUCGUCGCAUGCGGGAGCCUGGAUUUCGACAGCUCUUGCUGUGGAGGAGCCAGUCUACGUUCCCAGCGCAGACGGCCCUCAUGAUAGAGCGAGUCUUCGCGGGAGCGUUGCGCGGCCGGCGUUGGACAGUCGAGCAGAUGCAGGUGUCGGAAACACGGGAAUUCCGGUACGAGGAGCUCCAGAACUUCUCGGCGGUGCUGCAGAUCCCGUGGGAUUUCGGGCUGGUGUCGUUUCAAGAAGUUAUUGCUCUCGGCAUACCGGUGCUGAUGCCCAGCAACCACUACAUGCACACGUUGGUAACCACCGUCUUCCUGUCCAGGGCCAACAUGACGGAGUGGAACCUCAAAUGGAAAAGGCGGUACUUGCAACUGGCGCCCGACUUGUGGGCGGGCUGGGAGCCUCCCCCCUCCAACAUGACGCUGGGGAUCUCGGAGAG